AAAAAAGGCAAGGGCGCCGCUGCCAGUGCUGGCGCGACGAACUCGACCGGGACCGUCUCUUCUUCGAACACGACGGCUAGCUCCGCCACCAAUGCCACCGACAGCUCAGCAACGGCAGCGGCAGCUGGCGUCAGCGACACCGCUGCUGCUGGCGUGGCUGCGACCUCGGGCGACGCCACGGUCUCUGUCGCUCUUGACACGCAGAUUGCUGCGCAGGCUACAGCU
Messenger RNA from Mycena citricolor, 225 nucleotides. The record is from the annotation of a GenBank genome assembly. Lineage: Eukaryota; Fungi; Basidiomycota; Agaricomycetes; Agaricales; Mycenaceae.